Molecule: messenger RNA, 675 nt
Organism: Cinara cedri
Lineage: Eukaryota; Metazoa; Arthropoda; Insecta; Hemiptera; Aphididae
Source: the annotation of a GenBank genome assembly
AUGGCCGUGUCUAAGAACGGUCUAAUAGCGUCCUACCUGUCGGUUUUGGGUACGUUAUUGGCCUUGGUGGCGUUUGCGACGGAGAACUGGUUGGUCACCGACAAAUCCGGCCGGAAAUUCGACCGGAUCGGUCUGUGGGUGGUUUGUUUCAAAAACCUGGAGGAUUCACAUCGUUGGUACGACGUGAAACUCAUCAACAGUUGUCGAUCUGUGUUUGGAAAACAAUAUUACAUUAUACACGAUAUUUUGUUUGGCAAUAAUCGUUUUUACCAUUACACUCAGUUUUGGUUUACCGUUUGCGUCCUGUCCGCGUUGGUCGGGUUGUAUCACACCAAAUGUUACGUGAAACUCAGCAGUCCGGCGUGGGUCGACGGCCAUCGCGUAAAAACGGCGUUCAGAACCGGUGUGGUUUAUAUCAUAUCCGCCGUAUUUGGUACCGUCGCUUUAGUGAUAUUCGGAAUACACGGGGUUGACAGAACGUGGAUGCCGGAUUGGCGACACAAUCACAUCGGAUGGAGCUACGGAGUAGGUGUCGCAGGUACCAUCGCCCUUUGGGUCGGCGGGAUAUUGUACGCGAUUGAGGGACGGGCGCUUAAGAUUAAACUUCGCAAAAGAACCACAACACGAAAACCGAAUACCGACGACAAACUACAGGGUCAAUGCAGUGAGGUAUAA